AUGUAUAGCAUGAUGAUGGAAACGGACCUCCACUCCCCUGGUCCCCAAACGAACACAAAUUCGGGGCAAACGGGGAACAACGCGGGAAGCAAAAGUAACCAAGAGCGCGUCAAGAGACCCAUGAACGCGUUUAUGGUCUGGUCCCGGGGCCAACGACGCAAGAUGGCCCAGGAAAAUCCCAAAAUGCACAACUCUGAGAUCAGCAAAAGACUGGGGGCAGAGUGGAAAUUGAUGUCAGAGGCAGAGAAACGGCCCUUCAUCGACGAAGCGAAGCGGUUACGAGCCAUGCACAUGAAAGAGCACCCGGAUUACAAGUACAGACCCAGGCGGAAGACCAAAACGCUGCUCAAAAAGGACAAGUACUCUUUGGCUGGGGGUCUGCUCGGCGGAGCCAGCGCCGGAGGAGGCGUGGGUCUCGGCGUGGGGAUGAAUUCUGCAGGUGUCGGGCAGAGGCUGGAGAGCCCUGGGGGCCAUGGAGGCAGUGCCAGCGCCGGAUAUGCCCACAUGAACGGCUGGGCAAACGGUGCGUACUCAGGACAGGUGGCAGCUGCUGCGGCCGCUGCUGCUAUGAUGCAGGAGGCUCAGCUAGCCUACAGCCAGCACCCCGGCUCCGGAGCACACCAUCACCAUGCCCACCACCACCACCCGCACAACCCGCAGCCCAUGCACCGCUACGACAUGACUACCCUGCAGUACAGUCCCAUCUCGAACUCCCAGAGCUACAUGAGUGCCUCCCCGUCCGGCUAUGGGGGCAUCUCUUACGCCCAGCACCAGAGCUCCAGCGUCGGAUCCCCCGCGUCUAUCGGUACGCUAGGAUCCCUGGUCAAGUCGGAGCCCAACGUAAGCCCCCCAGUCAGCACGCACUCCCGAGGCCCUUGUCCCGGUGACUUGAGAGAAAUGAUUAGCAUGUAUUUACCGACCGGGGAGUCUGGGGACCCGUCCGUUCAGAGCAGACUUCAUGCUUUGCCCCAGCACUACCAGAGUACAGCGACAGGAGUUAAUGGAACCGUCCCUCUGACACACAUUUAAAAAAAAGUAUUUCUUACACACCAGACAACUACAGAGACGCAUCCAGAAUCGCGUAACCAAAUAUUUACCUCUUUUCUUUUACUGGUCACACCGACCUCCCCAUUUUUUUGUACAGAAUGUUUAUGUUACUGUAAAUUUUAAAAAGUAGCCUAAAUAUUGUGGCAAUUGACUUCAAGAGAAAAAAUGAAAUGAGGAAAUGAAACGAGCAUAUGGCUUUUCUUUUGUGGAAUAUUGUUUGGAAAUUCUGUCCACACUUAAAUAAUUCGAGCUGUCAUGGCUUUGGUCAAUGUGAAGCUAUUGGGAGUAUAAUUUGCCCUAUGUUCAGUUCAGUGUUACUUUUCAAUAAUUUACUUUUUGUGCGAAAGAAGAAAAAAGACAUCCUAACCAGAAAAUAAAAUAGUGUAGGCCAUCCUUUAUGAAUAAUAAUGAGAAUUGUUUUUAAAAGUUUAUAUAAACUGCUUAUUUACCAAAACGUUUGUAAACGUGAAUUAAUGUCCUUGCGUUAUACCCUUUCUGCUGUAAUAUUUCAUGUAAAUUGUGAAUAACUUUUAAUAUUUUAAAAGGCUGGCACACAACUGCAGCUGUACAUAAUUUAUGAAAUGCAUUUUUGCCAGUUCAAAUCUUGACUUUGCGU
Messenger RNA from Engraulis encrasicolus (European anchovy), 1663 nucleotides. RefSeq names its product SRY-box transcription factor 1a (gene sox1a). Lineage: Eukaryota; Metazoa; Chordata; Actinopteri; Clupeiformes; Engraulidae. The record is from RefSeq and is a predicted model, not a curated record. Bases 1 to 1029 code for a protein of 342 amino acids. The transcript has a single exon. Gene Ontology annotation, molecular function: DNA-binding transcription factor activity, RNA polymerase II-specific; RNA polymerase II cis-regulatory region sequence-specific DNA binding. Gene Ontology annotation, biological process: cell differentiation; anatomical structure morphogenesis; regulation of DNA-templated transcription.